Molecule: messenger RNA, 3154 nt
Organism: Cuscuta epithymum
Lineage: Eukaryota; Viridiplantae; Streptophyta; Magnoliopsida; Solanales; Convolvulaceae
Source: the annotation of a GenBank genome assembly
AUUGGUCUGUGGGCACACACCAUUCAGCCUUGAUUCAGGAACCCCUACCUUUGUCUUAAGACUCAUUUUCUGCUUCAAUUCUCCCGGCGUCUGACUCCUACCCGCGCAAUUUCCAUUUGGUCGCUUCUAUUCACUCCAAUUUGGUCCAACAUUCGAAGGAAAGGAAGCUUCCGGUAUAUCUUUGUCGAUCAUCGUAGAUGGCUUCGCCGGAGAUUGCCCAGACGGACUUGGAGGGCAUGGACGGAGUCCGCAUGACGUGGAAUGCCUGGCCGCGCACGAAGGUGGAGGCUAGCAAGUGCGUGAUCCCAAUUGCGGCGUCCAUCCACCUGAUCCGACCCAACCCGGACCUCCUCACGCUCCCGUACGGGCCGCUCAGAUGUAAAACAUGCACCGCCGUGCUCAACCCCUACGCCCAGGUAGACUUCCGGUCCCCCAAAUGGAUCUGUCCGUUCUGCUUCCAGCACAACAACUUCCCUCAUAGCUACUCAACCAUUUCUGAGACCAACACCCCUGCCGAGCUCUACCCUCAAUUCAGCACCAUUCAGUACAUUCUUCCCCAACCCCCCAACCCCCUUUCGCCUACGGGCUCGCAUUCUGUUUUCCUGUUCGUGCUGGAUACCUGUAUGCUAGAAGAGGAGUUAGGUUUCGCAAAAUCCGCAUUAAAACGUGCGAUUGGGUUGCUCCCAGACAAUGCCAUGGUUGGCUUUAUAUCAUUCGGGACGCAGGUGCAGGUUCAUGAACUUGGCUUCUCGGAUAUGUCCAAGGUUUACGUAUUCCGGGGGUCUAAGGAACUCUCAAAAGAUAAGGUUUUGGAGCAAUUGGGGCUUGGUAGCGGUGGUGGGAGGCGAGCUGCUGGUGGCGGGCCAGUUGGGGUCCCCUAUCCGGGAAUAACAAGAUUCUUGCUCCCCGCAUCAGAAUGUGAAUACACUCUGAACUCGUUGUUAGAUGAGUUGGAUACGGAUCAGUGGCUGGUCCCCCCUGGAAAUCGGCCCUUACGUUGCACUGGAGCAGCUUUGAGUGUGGCUUCAGGUUUGCUCAGUGCAUGUAUGGCUGGUGCAGGUGCCCGAAUUGUAGCAUUAGUUGGAGGUCCAUGCACAGAAGGGCCUGGAGCGAUUGUAUCAAAAGAUUUAUCAGAUCCAGUUCGGUCUCACAAGGAUCUAGAUAAGGAUGCUGCACCUUUUUUCAAAAAGGCAGUGCAUUUCUACAGUGAACUUGGAAAGCAGCUAGUCAGUCAGGGUCAUGUAUUGGACAUUUUUGCAUCAGCACUUGAUCAGGUUGGGGUUGCUGAGAUGAAAGUUGCAAUUGAAAAAACGGGAGGACUGGUUGUUCUUGCAGAAAGCUUUGGUCAUUCUGUAUUCAAGGAUUCAUUCAAGCGUGUUUGUGAAAAUGGCGAACUAUCUCUUGGGCUUUCUUUCAACGGAAGACUUGAGAUCAUUUGCUCAAAGGACAUUAAAGUUCAAGGGAUCAUUGGACCCUGCACAAGCUUAGAAAAGAAAGGACCUGCUGUGGCCAACACAGUUAUUGGAGAGGGGAAUACAAUAGCGUGGAAGAUGUGUGGUCUUGACAAAACUACAUGCUUCACCGUAUUCUUUGAUGUCUCAUCAAGUGACAAACCAGACCUCUCUGUCGAUACAAAUCAAGAAUUGUACAUACAAUUUCUUACAAGUUAUCAGAGCUCCGAUGGACAUACAAUAUCACGAGUUACAACCAUAAAAAGAAGAUGGGUUGAUACGACUGUCAACUCUGAGGAAUUAGUACAAGGCUUUGAUCAAGAAACUGCUGCUGUCGUGAUGGCUAGAUUAGCUUCUUACAAAAUGGAGAUGGAGGAAGGCUUUGAUGCAACGAGGUGGCUAGAUCGGAAUCUAAUUCGACUAUGUUCAAAAUUUGGGGACUACCGCAAGGAUGAUCCUGCAUCUUUCACAUUAAAUCCAUCAUUCUCAAUAUUUCCUCAGUUCAUGUUUAAUCUGCGGAGAUCUCAAUUCUUGCAAGUUUUUAAUAACAGUCCUGAUGAGACUGCUUAUUUUCGGAUGUUGUUGAAUCGAGAGAACAUAAGCAAUGCAGCUGUCAUGAUUCAACCGACGCUAACAUCAUAUUCAUUUAAGUCGCCACCUUCUCCAGCUUUGUUGGAUGUGGCAUCAAUUGCAGCUGAUUGCAUCCUUUUCUUGGAUUCUUAUUUCAGUUUAGUUAUAUUCCAUGGAUUGACUAUAGCUCAGUGGAGAAACAUGGGCUAUCACAAACAACCAGAACACCAAGCAUUUGCGCAAUUGUUGCAAGCUCCACAUGAUGAGGCACAGUCGCUAAUUCAAGAGCGGUUUCCUGUUCCAAGAUUGGUGGUGUGUGAUCAGCAUGGCUCCCAGGCAAGGUUUCUGUUGGCAAAGUUAAAUCCAUCUGCCACAUACAAUAGUGCACAUGAUAUGGCAGCUGGAACAGAUGUCAUCCUCACUGAUGAUGUGAGUCUUCAAGUAUUCUUUGAGCAUCUACAGCGGCUGGCAGUUCAAUCUUCUUAAGCAUAAAGAAGUGUGAGAUGUGGUACUGUCAUCGUGUCUGUUCUUUUUUAUCUCAAAUCCCAGCGACUUCACAUCAAGCAGAGCAGUUUUUCAGGGUUCGCUCCACAAUUUACUUCCCCGGUUUGUAUGAUAAGAGGUGAGACCCAAAAUUAUUUGGACUAGAGGACAUAUGUUACAUUGUUUCGGUAGUUUAACAUAUAUAGCCUUCUUCUAUAAAGAAUAAUGAGCAGAGUGGACCGAGUUGAUUGGAGUUUAUGGAAAGAAGAGAAGAAACAAUCCCGUCCAAAGUAGCAUGAAACAAGGAGAUGUCAAUUGUUAUAUAUUCCUUAGGGUUCCAUUUCUUUAGUUUUUUUGGGUGGCAGCGAUUCAGUGAAGUUGCUGCUUGUGUCAAUUUUGUAACUGAGUCGCGGUUAUUGCUUGAACAUAUGGUAGCUCAUUUUCUAAAAGCACACAUGUUAAGGAUGUCUGGAACAUUUGUUCCAUGUUAUGCUGAAGUGAAAAUUUAUACAUCACCAUAAACUAUCCUCGUGUCUCAGAACUAUGGAAGCACUCUCAAUGUGGGCUGUUCCAUUGAUAUACGUAGUACCGUUUUAUCACAGAUGUGUUUUUCCCAUGCUUAAUGAAACAAAAGAAAUUGAAAUGCCAUC